Megachile rotundata (alfalfa leafcutting bee) is the source of this 2849-nucleotide messenger RNA. RefSeq names its product Tyrosine aminotransferase (gene Tat). Gene Ontology annotation, molecular function: L-tyrosine:2-oxoglutarate transaminase activity; pyridoxal phosphate binding. The record is from RefSeq and is a predicted model, not a curated record. NCBI's taxonomy places the organism in Eukaryota, Metazoa, Arthropoda, Insecta, Hymenoptera, Megachilidae. Gene Ontology annotation, biological process: L-phenylalanine catabolic process; L-tyrosine catabolic process; biosynthetic process.
AUUAUUGGCAGAUCUGAAGAGAUCUCGUCUCAGUGAUGGAAUACCACCUGGACGAGGAUUAUCGCUCGCUGAUUUUACCCCUGAUUUCACUUCGACGACAGAACGAUUUCGACGAUUGAAUAUCAUUCCGUUUGUUGCUGACGAUUAUUUAAACACUGGCGGAGUUUUCGACAAAUUGUACGGUGAAUUUUCGAGUGUUAAGGGUUUCAAGAGCGAAGAUUUCGAGGUUCUUGGACCCAAGAUGUCCACUUCAGUCUCACGCGAAAGAUGGGACGUGCAGGCGUCGGAGAUCGCGAGGUGCACUCACAACCCCAUAAGAUCUAUUGUGGAAACCCUCGUCGUCGAACCCAACCCUGCUAAAUCCAUGAUUUCUUUAUCCAUAGGUGAUCCAACAACUUUUGGCAAUUUGAAACCACCCAAAGAAGUAUUUAACGCUGUCCAAGAGAGUCUCCGUUCGCAAAUGUACAACGGAUAUGCACCAAGUACAGGUUAUCAGAUUGCAAGAGAAGCUGUCGCAGAAUAUAGUUCCAGUGAAUUUGUGAAGGUGGAUGCUAAGGAUGUAAUAUUGUGUAGCGGAUGUUCCUGUGCCCUGGAUCUUUGUAUAACUGCUUUAGCCAGAAGGGAUCAAAAUAUCUUAAUACCACGACCUGGAUUCUCAAUCUAUCGAACAUUAGCAGAGGGUCUUGGUAUUACCGUAAAAUCUUAUGGCUUACGUCCGGACCUUGGCUGGGAGAUCGAUUUGAACGACCUGGAAUCGCAAAUUGACGAAUCGACGGCGGCCAUAAUUAUAAACAAUCCUUCGAAUCCGUGUGGGUCCGUAUUCAGUCGAGACCACACACUUGACAUUCUCGAUGUGGCUGCUCGUUACUACGUACCCAUUAUAGCCGAUGAAAUUUACGAGCACAUGGUAUUUCCAGGACGAACUUUCCAUUCGUUAGCGUCCUUAUCGAGAGACGUUCCUAUUUUGUCGUGCAGCGGUCUAACAAAAAGAUUUCUUGUCCCUGGAUGGCGUAUGGGCUGGAUUAUUAUUCAUGAUCGUCAAAAUGUACUGGACAAAGAGAUACGGAAAGCACUUCACUGUCUCAGCCAGAGAAUUAUCGGCAGCAAUACAUUGAUUCAAGGUGCGCUUCCUGCCAUCCUGAAGAACACGCCUCAGAAGUUUUACGACGAUAUAAUGCGCACGUUGUAUAAUCAUUCGAAGCUGGCUUACAAUUGUAUAACAAAGAUACCUGGUUUGAAACCAAUAAUGCCAGACGGUGCAAUGUACAUGAUGGUUUACAUAGAUCUGCCAUGUUUCCCCGAAUUUAAUUCCGACCUCGAAUUCGUGCAACGAUUGUUAAUGGAGGAAUCUGUGUUUUGUCUUCCUGGCCAGGUACGCCAUUUAAAUCAUAUUUUUCCAUGUUUCAAUUUAUUACGAUCCCAAUUUCUUCUCACAGUGUUUUGAUUAUCCGUCCUAUAUGAGAUUGGUGAUCACAAUACCCGCAGACAUGAUAGAGGAAGCUUGUCAAAGGAUCCAGGAAUUCUGUAAGAGGCAUCACUACAAAACGGCUGAACAUUCGCGAAUAAGUAGCUUCCUUGACGGAGAAAUAUCUUGUUGAAAAGGAAGCAAAUUAGUUUGAUACCAGCUUCCUUUCAACAGUGCUUUCGUUCUAUGAGUCAUAGGAUCAUUUGCGGAUACUCAUGAAAAAGAUCAUUCUGGCCACAUGAAAUGUACGUGAACAAACGAAGAGAAAUGCAGUAGUCGAUGUAGUGCCAUGGACGCAUAGAGAAGUAGAAAACUUUUAAAAUUUGCAAUACAGAAGCAGUUAAAGUGAAUUUUUCAAUGUCCGUAUUGAAAGAAUUCACAAUCACAACGCGAUUCUUAAGGUACGUGUAGUAUAUGGGGACACUUUAAAACCUAGAUCGAGAAAAUAUGUUGUAGGCGAUGUGAAAAGUGAAAACAACUUAAAGAAAAGCAAUUGUGAAACACCAUCUUGUUUUCUAAAUAUCUGUCGCAAUAGAUAAAAGAUUUGUAUGUGUAUUUAAUCACACAUUUACGUGUAACUUAAGAACAAUUUUAUACUUCUAACAUUUAGGCAAUUUUUGAUAUUGUAUUAACGUUAAAAAGUAUAUCGACAUAUCUGGAGAACAAUGUUUUAACGAAAGCGAACAAAAGAUAGUUUCAUUCUUCUUAUUAAAGCUUUUAUGUUUCUUUUAUUAAUCAUUACAUUGAUUAUACACUCGCAUACUUAAAAUAUUGAAUUAGAAGGUAGGUUAUUUGUAGGAAGCUCAUAUUCGCGAAAAUUUUUUAUUCAUAUUUCGCAAGUAGAUUAAAUAUUAUUGCAAUAUUUAAAUAUUAUUUAGAGUAGAUAUUUAAAUAUUAUUGCAAUAUUUCAUAAAUGGGUUUGUUGAGUUCUCGAAACUGAAAUUUUACGGAGUUCCAAGAAUAUUCAGUUAAAAAAGUUUUCGAGCAACAGGAAAAUAAAAUAUCUGGCAUGUCACUGACAUUCGCUCGGCUGACGAGUUACAACGUGUGUAGUGUCAAUGUGAGUUAUAAUAUAGCCUAUAGACGUUUGACAGAUAUUUGUUAGAUUUAAAAAAAUUGUGCUAUUUCAUAUUUCGUCACUUUCCUCUAUAUAUAUUACUUGUACAACAUUUAUACUGCCGACACGUUUCUGCCAAUGUAUAUUUGGUAAGUUGCGAACAAAUUAGAUUUUUAUUGUUUGCUUACAAAAUGCGCAUAGUACACAUCACAAUAUUUGUACAUUGUGGAACGUAGCUACAGCAAUUCUAAAAGAAUUCUAUUAUUUUAACCCUUUGCACUCGAAGAUAAUUUUAUUGUUUGCAAACACCAACUUGAAAAUAUUAAU